GUAAAGUUUCAUUCAAAAACAACUUUCUACCCGUCAGUGAUCAUGAGUUAUUGAAUGGAUAUGAUAUAGAGCUCGAGGAACACCGACUUACAGCGAGCUACGAAACUUUUUUCUGGAAGUAAACAUAAUAAUUUUGGACAUCUUAGUGACAAUAUCAGGUAUGGGUUUUGAUGUGGAGCGCUUCUUGGGGACUGUGAACGAAGGCCUUCUCUGUUGUAUUUGUCGUGACGUUCUGGAAGACCCCGUACAAGCUCCUUGUGAGCAUGCGUACUGUCGCCAGUGCAUUGAGGGGUGGCUGGUACACGAAAGUCGAUGCCCAGAGGACAGGAAACAGUUAUCGCUGUUGAACCUGAAGCCCUUGUUUCGUUAUAUGAAGAACGAUUUAGAUAAGUUACAGCUUCGAUGUAUUAAUGCAAACCUUGGCUGCAAUCAUAUAACUUCACUGGAAUUUAUCGAAGGCCACGAAUCGGAGUGUCCACUUAGCUCUGUUCCAUGCACCAAUGACAACUGUAGUGCUACAGUACUGAGAAAGGAUCUUGCAAACCAUCUUGCUUCCUGUGAAUUCCGUGCCCGAGAAUGUCCGAACGGCUGUGGUAUGCUCAUGGUGCAAAGACAAGACAAAGAUCAUAAUUGUAUCACCGAGCUAAAAACGGCCAUAGACGUGUUGCGUUCAGAAAUGUCUUGCAAGAUCGACGAGCAGAAAAAAGAAAUGGAACUUAGACUGAACACACAGAGAUGUCACAUGGUCCAGAAGGAAUCCUCCAUGCAAACUCAGAUGGAUGAACUCAAGUCUGAAGUUUCAAGACUCUCUCAAAAGAUUAAGCUUCUAAUGGAGUUAGAAGUCAAGCGUAGACAGGACACGGAAAGAUUAGAAUUGGAAAAACGCGAGCUAAUGGAACUGCUUCGCCAAAACCAGAACGAAACAGAUCGUUCUCCUGGACAUAAAGUUACUAAACGCCCAUUUACAGGAAGAGUUACUGCAAUUUGA
Molecule: messenger RNA, 988 nt
Organism: Saccostrea cuccullata (small rock oyster)
Lineage: Eukaryota; Metazoa; Mollusca; Bivalvia; Ostreida; Ostreidae
Product: RING finger protein 151-like
Exons: 2
Coding region: 161-988 (275 amino acids)
Molecular function (GO): zinc ion binding
Source: RefSeq, a predicted model, not a curated record